Messenger RNA from Punica granatum (pomegranate), 1498 nucleotides. Lineage: Eukaryota; Viridiplantae; Streptophyta; Magnoliopsida; Myrtales; Lythraceae. The record is from RefSeq and is a predicted model, not a curated record.
GGGUCUGUUACGGAGAGAAGCCCAAUAAUUAGGGCAUGCAUUUCUCCUUCUCUUUCCUUCUCCUUCUUUCUUCUUCUUUCCCUGUUUCCACUAUAACCCGAAACCAUCACAAGAACAAUCGGAAAUUCCUUCCCCCCUCCCCAUCGAUUUUGUCGCAGCAGCAGGAGAAUACACCACUGAUGCCCCGAGUCCUCUCCUCCAAUGGCGUCUCCAUCAUCUCUCCCCGAGGUCCUAUUCGGAUGCUUCUAAAAUUUUCCUCGCGACGCUCUGUUAGCUCAUAAGAUGAAACCGAAAGCCAGUGGGGGUUAUAGACCUCAGAGGUCAAAUAAUUUUCAGCGGGAGGGGCAGGGACCGAAUUGGGUUCUCAUAGCAGGCGGUGCCUUAUUGAGUACACUGUCCGUUCGUCUUGGUUUCAAGCUGAAGCAGUUGAUGGACUCAAAGCAGCAGGGCGAUGCUCAUGGUAGCUCCUCGAAAGGGAACGGAAAACCGAGGAAGCAGACAGGUCCGCAUUUGCAUUCGAGUAUGUAUUCCUACUUGCAAGAGGAGGAUGGCUGUUUCAAUUGUGUGCCUGGAAUUGUGGAAACUAAUCAUCCGCCAUCCAAUAGCGAGCCUGAGGUAGCCCUCCCGUUGGUCACUGUUCCUCCUGCCGAGUUUAGCCCCGACCAGCUCGAGUUGCCCCCAAAGCCGUUCCAUCAUUCAAAUUGCUCGGCAGAUUCCCCCUGUGUCUCAGAAUCGGGCUCUGACAUCUUCACCAAGCGGGAAGUGAUACAUAAACUCAGGCAGCAGUUGAAGAGGAGAGACGACAUGAUCCUCGAGAUGCAGGACCAAAUCACAGAAUACCAGAACUCGCUUAAUGCCCAGCUAGAGCACUCAGCCCAUUUGCAGGCCCAGCUUGAGGCUGCAAAUGGGGACCUGUUUGAUUCUGAGAGAGAGAUCCAACGGCUGAGGAAAGCGAUCGCAGAUCACUGCAUGGGAUCGAAGGAGACCGUUCAUCAGAGCCACUCAAAUGGGUAUGUUAAUGGAGAUCAGAAUGGGUUUGAUACAUUGGAGAGGAUCGACAUGCUGAAGAAGGAAGUUGGGGACCUGAAGGAGGUGAUAGAAGGGAAGGAAUACUUGCUGCAGAGCUAUAAGGAGCAGAAGGCAGAGCUCUCCUUGAAGAUCAAGGAGUUGCAGAACAGAUUAGACUCCCAGCUCCCAAAUAUUUUGUAGGGAAGUUCGUGUGCAUUCUUUGCUUUUCUUCUUGUUCUUUCUACUCCUUUUCUUAUCAUUUCUUUUUUGUUUCUUAGUUCGGGAGAAGCUUCUUCUUUCUCCUUAGUUUAGGAUUUAGCCAAUCCUUUCUCUACUUGUUUCAAAUGGAAAAAGGAAAAAAAAAGAAGUGAAAGUAAUGUGAAGGUUUGGUUGGUUUUGAUUGUUUUGUUCAACAUUAUUAUUAGUGUUGGCAAAGUUUCGUGGUUUACGUGCAUAUCAUACAAAGGUCACUUGACUUAUUGGUUCAUCA